UCUUAACACCCUAAGAAUAAUCUCAGAUCUGAACAGGAAGAAAACUGCAAAUCAAAUCCAAGUUUGAAGAUUCAUGGCGGUGGCCAAGGAAUUGUUGGGUUCGUCUUUGGUGGAGAGAUCGUCUUUCCUUCCCGCUUCUGGAUUUUUGCUUAAUCAUCGGCUAAACAAGCAACAAAACAAGCUUUCAUUUUCUCCUGUUUUGAUUCCUUCGGAGAAGAGAAGAUUGCAUUCAAGGAAAGCUGCAUCGGCCCCUAUUGCGGCUAUUAGUGAGGAUUUGUUUAAACCUGUUGCGCCUGUUGCGUCAGAGAAGCCUGUGAAGUUUAAGGUUAGAGCUGUGGUUACAGUCAGGAAGAAGAACAAGGAAGAUUUCAAGGAGACAAUCGCAAAGCAUCUGGACGCUUUGACUGAUAAGAUUGGACGGAAUGUUGUCUUACAGCUUGUUAGCACCGAAAUCGAUCCAAAAACAAAGACACCAAAGAAAAGCACAGAAGCCGUUCUGAAGGACUGGUCGAAGAAAUUGAAUGUUCGAGCGGAAAGAGUCCAUUACACAGCAGAACUCACAGUUGACUCGAAUUUUGGGGAACCGGGUGCCAUAACUGUGAGCAACAAACACCAGAACGAGUUCUUCUUGGAGACCAUCACAAUUGAAGGCUUCGCAUGUGGUCCUGUCAAUUUCGUCUGCAACUCCUGGGUUCAAUCCAAGAAAGAUCAUCCAGGAAACAGAAUUUUCUUCUCCAAUAAGCCAUAUUUGCCUUCUGAUACACCUGCUGGACUGAAAGAGUUAAGAGAGAAAGAACUGAAAGAGCUAAGAGGUAAUGGAAAGGGAACUAGAAAGGUAUCCGAUAGGAUAUACGACUAUGAUACCUACAAUGACCUGGGAAAUCCAGACAAGGGCAUCGAGUUGGCCAGAGUUGUUCUUGGAGGUGAAAACAUACCUUAUCCAAGGCGAUGCAGAACUGGUCGCUCUCCCACUGAUACUGAUAUGAGGGCAGAGAUCCGUAUUGAGGAUCAAAUGCCGAUAUAUGUGCCAAGGGACGAAGCGUUUGAGGAAUCGAAGCUAGGCACACUUGCUGCUGGGAAUCUAAGGGCGAUUCUCCACAACUUGAUACCAUCUAUAAUUGCGAGUCUCUCUGCGGAUAAUCAUGACUUCAAGGGUUUCUCACAUGUUGAUAGCCUCUACAAAGAAGGGUUACUUCUUAAAGAAGGUUUACAGGAUCAUCUCAUAAAGAAGCUCCCUUUGCCCAAGGUUGUCCGCAGGAUUCACGAGUCUAGCCAGGGACUUCUCAGAUACGACACACCCAGGAUUCUCACCAAGGACAAGUUUGCUUGGCUAAGGGAUGAUGAAUUCGCUCGUCAAGCAAUUGCAGGGAUCAAUCCUGUUAGCAUCCAGAGGCUUGAGGUUUUCCCACCGGUAAGCAAUCUGGAUCCUGAGACUUACGGUCCACUGGAAUCAGCAAUCAAGGAAGAACAUAUAAUGGGGCAGCUUGAGGGGAUGUCUGUACAACAGGCAUUGGAGGAGAAGAAGCUGUUUGUAUUGGACUACCAUGACAUCUACCUGCCAUUUCUGGAGAGGAUCAAUGCCCAAGACGGUCGUAAAGCAUAUGCAACUCGUACACUCUUCUUCCUGACGCGACUCGGAACUCUCAAGCCCAUCGCCAUUGAGCUAAGCCUACCCUACACAGGUGGUUCUUCUUCCUCUCCUUCUAUUUCGUCGCCGUCGUGGAAGCGAGUUCUUACCCCACCGUUGGACGCCACCUCCAAUUGGCUUUGGCAGCUUGCCAAAGCCCAUGUCUGCUCCAAUGAUGCAGGGGUUCAUCAGCUAGUGAACCACUGGCUGCGCACCCACGCCUGUCUGGAGCCCUUCAUACUAGCGGCUCACAGGCAUCUGAGCGCAAUGCACCCCAUCUUCAAGCUUCUGGAUCCACACAUGAGGUACACCAUGGAGAUCAACGGCUUGGCCCGCCAGAUCCUCAUUAAUGGCGGCGGUGUCAUUGAGUCCUGCUUCACCCCUGGCCAAUACGGUAUGGAGAUCAGUGCCGCUGCUUACCGCAAUUUCUGGCGAUUCGACCUUGAAGGCCUCCCUGCCGAUCUCGUCCGAAGGGGAAUGGCGGUCAAAGAUCCCACGCAGCCGCAUGGAAUAAAGCUGGUCCUGGAAGAUUACCCUUACGCCAACGAUGGUCUGCUCAUCUGGUCCGCUAUCGAGUCGUGGGUUCGAACCUACGUGAACCGGUAUUACCCGGACUCCAGCACCAUCCGGUCCGACACAGAACUCCAAUUCUGGUACAGCGAGGCAAUCAACGUGGGUCACGCCGAUCUUCGUCAAGAGAGCUGGUGGCCUAAACUCUCUAAUCCAGAGGACCUCACCUCCGUCCUCACCACCCUCAUCUGGCUCGCCUCCGCUCAGCAUGCGGCGCUUAACUUUGGCCAGUACCCUUACGGUGGUUAUGUUCCGAACCGGCCUCCAUUGAUGCGGCGUUUGAUACCAGCGGAGGGCGACCCGGACUAUGACUACUUCUUGGCUGACCCGCAAAGAUUCUUUCUCUCUGCAUUGCCCAGUUUAUUACAGACGACUCAGUUCAUGGCCGUCGUGGACACGCUGUCGACUCAUUCGCCGGACGAGGAAUAUCUUGGGGAGCGACAACAGCCGUCAAUCUGGUCGGGGGAUGCCGAGAUGGUCGAGGCAUUCUAUGGGUUUUCUGCAGAGAUCAGAAGGGUAGAGGGGGAGAUAGAGAAGAGGAAUAAAGAUCCAAGCCUCAAGAAUAGGUGUGGGGCUGGGGUAUUGCCCUAUGAGCUGCUUGCUCCGAGUUCCGAACCAGGGAUCACUUGUAGAGGUGUUCCUAAUAGCGUAUCUAUAUGAUAUACAUAAUAUUUAUCAUAGAUCAUAUUGCACUUGUGAUGCAUUCUUUCUCUAGGAAGUAGGUAGAAAGCUCCAUGGUGGGGUUUGUAAAUUUAAUAAUAGAUUUGCUUUGCUACCCAC
This is a messenger RNA of Telopea speciosissima, 2977 nucleotides long. RefSeq names its product linoleate 13S-lipoxygenase 3-1, chloroplastic-like. Gene Ontology annotation, molecular function: protein binding; oxidoreductase activity, acting on single donors with incorporation of molecular oxygen, incorporation of two atoms of oxygen; metal ion binding. Lineage: Eukaryota; Viridiplantae; Streptophyta; Magnoliopsida; Proteales; Proteaceae. The record is from RefSeq and is a predicted model, not a curated record. Bases 74 to 2857 code for a protein of 927 amino acids. The transcript has 6 exons. Gene Ontology annotation, biological process: lipid oxidation.